UUUUGGCCGUUGAUCCGUGUUUCUUUGUUCCUGGGUGCUUCGUGUUGUCACGACUUUGGAUUCCUCUACCAACACGUCCGCGUCGCCGUCAAAUGGAGCCGCCAAAGAAGAAAAGAAAAGUUCUCUCUCUAGAAGAAAAAGCGAAGGCAAUAAGCGCUGUUGCCAGUGGACGUAAAAAAUGCGACGUUGCUGCAGAGCACGGCAUCCCAGCGAGCACGUUGUCAACGAUCUUGAAGGGGAAGGACGCUAUCCUUCGAGCGGCUUCGUCAGGGAAGGCGACGAAAAAGAAAAACCUGAAGACUACGCCGUACGAAAAGUUGGAAGAGGCACUUUACACGUGGUUUAUGGACAUGCGAGCCAAGAACGUUCCAAUAUCCGGGGAAGUGCUACAACGGAAAGCGCUCUGUUUUGCAUGUCUGCUGGGCUUUGAUGACUUCAAAGCAAGUUCUGGCUGGCUGACGCGUUUUAAAGGGCGUUACGCGGUUGUAGGCAAGGUUAUAUGCGGCGAGGAAAAUAGCGUCAACAGGCUUGAGGCCGGCGACUGGCUGUCUGAGAAUGUACCGGACAUCCUAACAAGCUAUGCCCCCAGGGACAUAUACAACGCCGACGAAAGCGGUCUCUUCUAUCAAAUGCUACCGAAAAGAACGCUUGCCCAAAAAGGUGCGUCCUGUCACGGCGGCAAGCAAAGCAAGCAGAGGGUGACGAUGCUGCUGUACGUCAAUAUGGAUGGGACCGACAAGCGAAAAGUACUGAUCAUCGGAAAGAGUGUGAACCCGCGCUGCUUUAAAGGAUGCAGAGAGCUUGACAUGCAGUACGAGGCAAACGGCAAAGCCUGGAUGACGCGCGUGAUUUUCGGCAAGUGGUUGAAGGAAUUCGAUGUCGACAUGUGCAGCCAAAAAAGGAAAGUGUGCCUUUUGCUAGACAAUUGCACGGCGCACUACGUCCCGCAGCUCGAGUUGACAAACGUGGAGCUCCGCUACUUCCCUCCGAACGCCACUUCAGUCAUUCAGCCACUCGACCAAGGCAUUAUAAACAGCGUGAAGUCUGCGUACAAGUGUCGGGUUAUCGACAAGCUGCUGCUGAACCUGGAGCAUAAUCGAGCCACGAAGAUCGACAUCUACACGGCUAUCGCUCUGGUAGCGGCGUCAUGGAAGGCGACAAGGACGUCGGUAAUAGUGAACUGCUUCAGGCACGCCGGUUUCAAAACGUCCGACCCCGAGGAUCUGUCCAGCCUUGAACUCCCGAACCAAGAGGCCACGCCCAGUUCCUGGGAAGCGCUUCGCCAACUGGGCCACGUGUCUGAAGACUCCAGCUUCGGAGAUUACUUAAGAGACGACGCCGAUGCCGACAUUCAGACAACGGAGGUCCUGGACGACAGUGAGAUACUGCGGCUCGUCGCUACUGGACAGAAAGAUGACGCCGAAGCAGAUGACGCAGAAGCAGUCGAGGAUCCCGUGCCAACACCAAGCCAGGUAAUGGAUGCAGUUGACCUCCUGAGGCGGUUCGCGGGUGCGCACGAGGGAACUGCAGCUGCCUUCAACGCGCUCACCGCUUACGAGAAGUGCGUGCUUCCGCUUUUGACGAAGCGCUCGCAGUCGAAGAUCACCAGCUUCUUUCUUCAGCAAUAAAUGUGUUCUUUUCCUGAGAA
Messenger RNA from Ixodes scapularis (black-legged tick), 1648 nucleotides. RefSeq names its product tigger transposable element-derived protein 6-like. NCBI's taxonomy places the organism in Eukaryota, Metazoa, Arthropoda, Arachnida, Ixodida, Ixodidae. The coding region runs from base 93 to 1628 and encodes 511 amino acids. The transcript has a single exon. Gene Ontology annotation, cellular component: nucleus. The record is from RefSeq and is a predicted model, not a curated record. Gene Ontology annotation, molecular function: DNA binding.